CUCCAUUUCUGUCCUUUUCGGGGCCACUAUAAAUACCGACAAAGGGGGAAGGUGAGGGGAAAAAAAGAAAGAAAAAGGAGAAGAAACGAGAGAGAGCGCGAGAAGAAGAAGGGCCAUGGCCACAUGCAGUCAAGGAAGUACCUUUAAUGUCACACUGCUCAAUUUUCACCCGGAGUUUAGAAAGCUCCGGUGCACUGCAUUGUUUACUCCUUGUAAGACAAAAAGUGGCAGAUUAGAAGCACUGAAUGGGUUGAAAGGAACUCAGAUAUGGCAAGAACCAGUGCGUGCUGCAGGGUUUGAUAAGCAGGCUCAGAGACCCACCAAUUCAUUGGUUGCAAGAUGUCGCCUUUCUUCUGGAACAGAGAACAAUUCAGAAGCAAUCAAGCUUGAAGAAAAUAAAUCUAAAGGAGAACAAAUUAUCCCAGUUUCACUAGAAGUGGAGCCUUUGCUCACAGCAAUCUGUGAUACAACUUCUAUCUCAGAGUUUAAACUGGAUCUUGCAGGCUUUUGCCUUUAUGUCAAAAGGGACUUGGUUGAGAAAAAUGUACCCCCACCUGUUCCAAGCCUCCUUCAAACCAAUACGACAAACCAAACUCCUGAUUCAAAUGGGUCUGCUGCUACAGCUUCCCUAGUCAUCUCCAAACCAAAACCUUCUACAGGUGGCAUCCAGAGAACAGCUUCAGAUGAGGGACUGGUGAUGCUUCCAUCACCAAAGGUUGGGUUCUUUAGGACAUCCUGCACCAUUAAAGGAAGGCGAGCACCUCCAUUAUGUAAAGAGAAGCAAGAAGUCAAGGAAGGCCAGGUUCUCUGUUACAUUGAACAGCUUGGUGGAGAGAUUCCCAUAGAGUCUGAUGUUUCUGGAGAGAUAGUAAAGAUACUAAGAGAAGAUGGCGAACCAGUAGGAUAUGGUGAUGCUCUUAUUGCAAUUCUCCCUUCCUUUUCUGGGAUUAAGAAGCUUCAGUAGGCCGGUCGUUUCUAUAAUUUACUAAGGUUAUCGACUGAAUUAAGGUCUCACGAGGAGUUUUGGAAGCAUAACUUUUAAGUACAUAUACCGUCAUUGGGCUGGUGGCUGGUCAAAAUGGGCCUUGUUGUUUAACAUGUUUUCUGAGAUGGUCUCAAAUAUGGUAUGGACUUUGGAUGCCAGAAACUUCCACAUGAUGCUUGGGUAAGUUCAAUCUGUGGCCAGUGCUGUUCUAUCAUACCUAAUCAUCAGUGGAAUAAAUGCCAUAUAAAGUUCUGCUUGAAGCACCGCCAUCAAGCCAGUGGUUUAAUUGUAAUUGUUGGAGGCAAUCUAAGGCAACUUUGUCUUUAAAUUAGGCCAAAUUCUGAGUAUAACGUUAAUGAGCGUAUUUUUCGGUAUUUAUCAUCCCUGCUGUGAUGGCAGUUCCGCUUGUUAUAACUUGUUAUGACAUGUGCUUGGUAUUCUGCUUCAGCUAUAUGAAGUUGGAAAUUGUCCA
Molecule: messenger RNA, 1457 nt
Organism: Elaeis guineensis (African oil palm)
Lineage: Eukaryota; Viridiplantae; Streptophyta; Magnoliopsida; Arecales; Arecaceae
Source: RefSeq, a predicted model, not a curated record